Paramuricea clavata is the source of this 348-nucleotide messenger RNA. NCBI's taxonomy places the organism in Eukaryota, Metazoa, Cnidaria, Anthozoa, Malacalcyonacea, Plexauridae. The record is from the annotation of a GenBank genome assembly.
AUGGAGUUGCAAUUUGAUACUAGUACUUGUAGCUUCGAAGAAAGAUUCGAAACAAGUGUAAAGGCUGUUCUGCCACGGCUUGGUUUGGCUGAAUUAAAACCAGAACAAAAGUGGGCAUUGUUUUAUUUGAUAUCUGGAAAAGAUGUGUUUGUAAGCCUUCCAACUGGCUAUGGCAAGUCCGUAAUCUAUCAGCUUGCACCUUUGGUUGUAGAAGCAAUGGCACAGUUAGAUGAUAAAACGCGAACUGCAAUUGUACUGGUUAUUUCUCCGCUAGUGUCCACAAUGAAUGAUCAAGUAAAAUAUCUAAAGCAUAAAGGCAUCAUUUAUUGGGAAGGAACAAGAUGUUGA